Molecule: messenger RNA, 12070 nt
Organism: Zerene cesonia (dogface butterfly)
Lineage: Eukaryota; Metazoa; Arthropoda; Insecta; Lepidoptera; Pieridae
Gene: trx
Product: histone-lysine N-methyltransferase trithorax-like
Exons: 7
Coding region: 1-10503 (3500 amino acids)
Biological process (GO): positive regulation of DNA-templated transcription
Cellular component (GO): nucleus; histone methyltransferase complex
Molecular function (GO): histone H3K4 methyltransferase activity; protein binding
Source: RefSeq, a predicted model, not a curated record
AUGCCUCAGCUCAUCAGCACUGCCGGCAAGGCUUUGCAGAUAUGCAGUGCAUGCUUAAAAUGCAAGAGUUGUGAUAGCAGUCGUGUCAAUAAAUUUGUUGGAAGUCUCCCAUUCUGCCGGCCUUGUUUCAAGCUACGACAGAAAGGCAACUACUGUCCUUUGUGCCAAGCAUGUUAUAGGGAUAAUGAUUUCGAUAGCAAGAUGAUGGAGUGUGGCUGGUGUGCAAGAUGGGUACAUGCAAGUUGUGAGGGUCUAUCAGGGGAAGGAUAUCAACUAUUAUCUGCAUUACCUCCUUCUAUUGAAUACAUAUGCUGUAAGUGUAUGCCUCACGAUCCGCCGUGGCGGAAAAUGCUCACUGAACACCUCAAAACAAGACUUUUGCACCUAUUAAAACUUCUUGCGAAGAAUAAAAAAGCCUGCGCUUUAUUGAAACUUACGCCUCACAAGAAUACACCCGUCCCAAAUAAACCUUACCGACUUACAUCACCACAAGCAAUUAGAAAACUCCACUUUGAUACUGGAGAUGAAACAAUGAAAAAUACAACCGAAACAAAGGUAUAUAGAAACACUGCAAAGGGACGACGGAAUAAUAACAAUGCCCAGAAUAAGUCUGAUGAAGCAAAUACUACACAGGCAUGGCAAUGUCCAUCUUUACUUAAAGAUGUUGAAAUGGGAAAAGAGGAUAUUCCACACACAUCUCAUAAAGUAGUCAACUUACAAGAACCCUUAAUGCAGAACAAAGAAAUAUGUUUUUCUACUGGUCUUUACAGUACUAAAACAGAUUUUAAUACACCAUGCGUUGAAGUACACGAAAAUAAUCUAUCACAAAAAGAAGAAAAGAUCGAAGCACCUACAUUGCACGACAGUAAAUAUGAACCAAUCUCUGAUGACGACGAGCCUAUUAAACGGUUUCCACAAGCUCGAAGUGAACAGGAUCUAAGUCCUGCAAUUAUAAGGCAAUCAAAUCAAGAUGACAUGGAAGAUAUAAGCCGAUUUAUUUCACCAUCAUUAUUGGAUAUUAAAAAACGGGUUAACAGUGAUGAAUAUAUUUCAUUAAAAGAUUUUAAUCAUGAUAUGAAGGAAGUGAUAGAGAGAACUGCAAGUGUAGAUUUGACGUCUAUUUAUAAAGACUUAUUUUCGGAAACAUUCCCAUGGUUUGAUUGUGAGAAUAAUUGCUUACAACCUAAUUUGGAAGUUGAAGGAGAGCAAGAAGAUACAGAAUCUCUUAAAGACCAUGAGAUGUCUGAUACAAAAGGUUUUAAAACGACUGUUCAUUCUGUUGAAAGGACACUUGAUCAAAUGGUUCCGAAAUUGGAAGCAGAAAGACAGAAAGAAGAAGAAGACUUAUUGGAAUUUUAUCCAGUAGCAGACUCUCGGAUAUGUAUCCUUUGUAAAUCCACUAGUGACGGGCUACCAUCUAUGGAAGGGCGCCUAUUAUAUUGUGGGCAAAAUGACUGGAUCCACGCCAAUUGUGCAUUAUGGUCUGCUGAAGUGUUUGAAGAAAUUGAUGGGUCACUCCAAAAUGUCCAUUCUGCAAUUUCAAGAGGAAAGAUGAUUAAAUGUGCUGCUUGUGAACUGAAAGGAGCUAGUGUUGGUUGUUGUGCAAAAAAUUGUAGUGAAACUUAUCACUAUGCAUGCGCUAGAAAAGCAAAUUGUGCAUUUAUGGAUGAUAAAAGAGUAUUUUGUCCAACUCACGGAAAAGACGUACCAAAAAAGAGUUUACAAAAAGAUGCUGACUUUGAAUUAACAAGACCAGUUUAUGUAGAACUUGACAAGAAAAAAAAGAGAUACAGUGAAAUUUGUAAAGUACAAUUUUUGAUGGGAUCAUUAUGUGUGAAUAGCCUGGGAAAAAUUGUACCGUCUGUCUCAGAUUUUGAAGAAUUUUUAAUGCCAGUGGAUUUCUCUUGCACUCGACUAUUUUGGUCUUGUAAGAAACCUACUAAAAUUGUACGAUAUACAAUAAAAACUAAACUAAUAUUAGCAGAACCAUUACCAGGAUUUGACUUUGGAGUUAAUAUAACAGUUGAUCACAGUAUGGAUGUGCAAAUUGUUGAACGAGUUAUAGCUGAAAUAGGCGCAUGGCAUCAGAGCUUAGAAACAGGUUCAAGUAAGUCGGUUUUAAUGCGUAAAAAUGACCGAUCACCGAUUAAAUUUGGAAAUGCCGUAACAUUAGAAGAUUUGGCGGUUAAACAAGUCGUUGAGUAUCUACUUGAUAAUGUCUGUAAACAGGAACAACAAGAUGAAGAAGAGCCCCAGAAUACAGCUGAUCUUUUACCACCAGAAGUGAAAGAUGCUAUUUUUGAAGACCUCAAUCACGACCUCUUAGAUGGAAUAUCCAUGCAAGAUAUAUUUCCCAAACUUAUGUCUUAUGAAGAUCUUGUUGCUAUGGAUUUAAAGAGUGAAUUCUAUGGAGUAAUGAAUCAAUCCGAUGAUAAGUCGGAUACGCGAUCUACAGAUUUCAUUGACGAAUUACUCAAUGCACGCCUGGAGUCUGGAAGUAAAGAGUUGAAAAGAAGUAAAUCUGAAAUGCUGUUACAAAACCAUAGCCUAAAAUCACUGACUACUGGCCGUGGGCAACAGAGAUCGUCUAGUUUGACGUGGAAUAAUAAGUUUGACACUAGCUUGCUUUCAUCUACUAUUAAACGUUGUAAGAUGGGAAAGUCUUCUACUGUGACAGGAAAAAUGAGCCCAGUACAGAGAAUACUUUUACCAGAGCCUACUCUUGAUGCAAUUAAAGAAACUGACAGGAACAAUUGUGAUAAAAAGGCUAAACAAGAAUCAGGAAGUACCAGAGAUUUAUGUUCUGAAACACCACAUACAUCAGGUAUUAACUAUCGUACUACAUCUCCAAAACAAAAAGAAGAAACUAGCAAUGAGAAAACUGAUAAAACCGAUGGAUAUUAUACGGAUGUUAUAGAUUUCUAUACAAAAAUACAAUGCAGUCCAAUUUCUCAAUUAGAUGGAGCUGCAGAUUGGUCUGGUUCUGAAAGUAAUUGUAGUUCGCGACCAGGCAGCCCCCAAAAUGAUUUUUCACCCAUUCAACAACUAGACGGAGCAGAGGAUCAUCUUGGUGACCAUACACCUAAAACAAACCAAUUUUUGUACAGAGCGUCAGGCUCUGAAAGCACAUAUACAGUUACAAUUGCUGGUAAUUCAAUCAGUGGGCAACCAGAAUUGGUUAUGCGUCCACUAGACGACAACUCUGCAUCUGGUCAAAUGGAGCAGUUAGUAAGGUGUGACAGAUGUCAGUGUACAUAUAGAAAUAAAGAAUCUUAUGACAGACAUAUUCCAUCCUGUGACAUGAUGUCCACAAGUGAAAGCGAAAGUGAAAAUCCAAAAUCCCCAGAAAAUCGAACAUUAACAACUUUGCAGAAUGCUUUUCAGAAUGCAUUUGCACAACCUAUGAUUAUCCACGCAGGUGUAGUAAGCGGUAGCGAAAAUACUGUGAAGGCAGAGUCUAUUUCUACAAGAAGAACAUCAAUAAACACGAGACAAAUAACGAUUAAUGGAACAAUUGUUGAAACUCCUUCCCCAGGGCCUAGUAACGAGAUGACAAUGACUAUAACAGAGCAAAUGAAAUCUGGGACUGUUAUAUUUGAUCAAAGUAAAACAACAAAUGUACAGGUUUCUUCAAAUCAGCAAGUUCUUUCAUCACCACAAAUCGUUGUUACUCCUCAAAUGUUAUUACCCCCAAAAACAAGUUCUGCAGGGGGACAAAAAUUAAUGGCACCCCAGAUUAUAACUCAGCCUGGCAUCCUGCCAUAUAAUAUCUGUGUCAAACCUGGAAAUGGAAAUGCAAAUAUUCAACAAAUUCAAAGUGGUGCUGACAUGACUCAUUUAUUAUCAGGUUCCGGUGGUAUUCAAGUAAUUGCCUCUAAUUCAAAUCAAGUUCUAACAAUACCAAAUCAGACAAUGAUUCAAGGGAAAAGUCAGAUAACUAAUUUUCCAAAUAUGGCAAGUGCUUCUUCAAUAGCAUUGCCUGUUAAUUCAAUUCAGAGUAUGCCAAAUACAUCUAUAAUACAAAAUAUUCAACCGAUGAUAAGGCCACAGAUUCAGGGCAAUCCUACAAUUGUUGUUCCAGCAAUGACCACGCAACGUUUGUCUUCGCCAAAUUCGCAACCUAAACAACAGAUACUACUACCCGGUACUCCACAGAAAUCGCCUAAGAAGCAACCUACACCUGUACAACCAAAACCAAUUUAUCAAGCUGCUAAUAGAGGACGGGGAAGAACAAUGCCUAAACCCACCAAUACAAUUAAAAGACAAACUAAAUUAGAAAAAACAAUAACAACUAUCAACCAAUCACCACUGGGUCCAGGAAACACUGUGAUUCAAUUACAAACAAAUAGUCAAACUGGUCAACCUUCAAUCAUAGUGCAACCAGUGGCAAAUCAGAAUAUAAUGUCAUAUGUAGAAGCAUUAUCACAGCAACAAAAUCAAAACAUGCAGUAUAUAGCUACUAUUGCUCCUCAAGGUGAUUUUAAAACGGGUGCAACACAAUUUAUUUCACAAGGCGGGCUUAUGCCCCAAACAUUCCAAAUACAACAGACAGAAUCAGGCGGGCUUGUAGCCGUUCCAAGUGGUGGCAUUCCUGUACUUCUUCCUCAAGGAAAUGUUGUACUUCCUCAAACACUUCAGCAGGGAGCUACCAUUCUACCUCAAGGCGCAAUACAAACUCAAGGAAUUCUAUCACAGGGUCCCAAUGGCCCAACUAUUUUGCCACAAGCAAUACACACCCAGAAUGGAACAACUAUAAUUCCCCAAGGAACAAUUCAGGGGCUAACACAAGGAAAUUUAACUUCUCAAACUGCAACACUUCUACCUAAUAACACUUUGCAAACAGCUGGGGCAACCGUCGUGCCCCAAAGCGGUAUUGGAAAUGGUCAAACAACAAUUAUUCCAAAUGCAUUGCAAUCUCAAGGAAAUACUAUAAUUUCUCCAGCAACUGGAACAACUAUAUUGCCACAGGGCACCUUAUUACCACAAUUUUGCAAUGAUCAAGUAAUUUUAGGAUCCACACCCACAUUAGAGAUGGUAACUGAUCCAUCUGGGUGUAUGUAUUUGACCACCCAGCCUGUGUACUAUGGAUUGGAAACUAUCGUACAAAAUACAGUUAUGUCAUCACAACAAUUCGUAUCAACUGCGAUGCAGGGUGUACUUGCACAAAACAGCAGCUUUUCAGCAACAACAACACAAGUUUUUCAAGCGAGUAAGAUAGAACCGAUAGUGGAGGUUCCAACCGGAUACGUUGUUGUCAAUAGUGUGGGCGAUGGGGUCACUACUCAAGUUGCUUCGUCUGCACCCAACGUAGUCACAGCCCAGUCAGUGCAAUCACCUCAAGUGCUGAAGAAUGUAAAGACGUCGGUACCCAACUUGACAUUACAACCGCUUCCUGAUAAGCAAACACAUAAUCGUCAAACGCCAAAAGUUGUGCAAAUGGGUCCUGCACAAAUGACCUUAGCAUCUCAAUCAGUCGCUAAUCUUAUAAGUGGAAAGCAUACACUUAAUCCAAUAACGUCCCAAGUCCAUAACAUGAGUUUAGCAAACAAUGUCCACAAUAUUCAGAAAACGAUUAUUUCAAAACAAAAUAAUGUUACAAUGUCUCCAAAUGUGACACUUGUAUCAUCUACAGGACAACCAGUAAUGGCAAUAUCCCAAUCAAUACCUAAUUCAGUAUCUGUUCCAUUUUCGAUGCAAUCAAUACCCCUAUCGCAGCCUAUUGUGUCAAGUUCAAUUUCUUCAAAUAAGAAUAACUCUUUGAAGAUGGAAAAUUCGCAUGUUAUCGAGAUUAGUGGAAACUUGAACGAAAAUUCCAACUGCAAUAGCUUGCCUACAAUAAGCGUCACCCAAAAUACUAAGUCACCAACACCUUGGAGGCAAAUGAAUCCUCCAACCAGUAUUAAUAUGGGAGAUAACAAAAUCGAGAUUCAUAACAUAGGUUUGAAAUCUAGUGUGGCUUCUAUGGCGACUAGUAUGAACAACACAAUAACUGGACGUCAAAUAUCUCACAUGGAAUUAGACAAAGCAAACCAAAAUUGUUUGCUAUCUAUUAAUAAUACUAAUUCGGGAUCUAAUUCGUUACAUCCACAUCAGUUUGAUACGAAUACGCAUAAUAAUCAUCAUUCAUCUGCAAACACAUCUAAUAAUAUGAUCCAAAUAUCUGCGGGAAACAUUUACUCUCCUGCGUGUUCAUUAUCGAAUAACUUUGAUGCUGAUACGACGUUGAAACUAAGUAAAAUAAAUGCGCUUUCCAAAACAGAAGGAGGCCAUAUGAACUUUUCACAAGAAAUAAUGGCAGCACAUUCGCAACAACACAAUAUGCAAAAUGAGAAAACAUUCCAGAAUAUGGGGAAUAACGACAAGCAUAAUACAGAUAAUUUGCUUGGUUCUAUGAGUAUUCAUAAAAUGAGCAGUUGCCAGGUUGCGAAUAAUAUGAAUAAUUCGUCUUCGCCAUCAAUAAGUAUAAUUCCCCACAAUACAAUACGGCCCCAGAUGCAAAGCAAUCAAAAUUCAAUCACUAUAACAAACAAUCAAAAUCAAAUGUGCGCCAUUUCAAGUGGUCAAAUGCAAAUUAUGAACUCUGUAAAUACAUCAAUGCAAAACGUUAAUAUGUCGUGUCAGGAACUAGCAAACAACAGAGUUAGCGUUUCCGCUCCAAAUGAAAACAAUUUACAACAAAGUAAUCAACAACAUGACAUGAACUCUUCAAUGAAUAGUUCAACUAUGACGCAUGGCAGUAUGCAAAUAAUUUCGCAUGACAAUUCUCAGAUGCCUCAAGGAAAUCAGAUACAUAUUAUGAAUGGACAAAUUCAGCAUAACCGUCAAGCAGAAAAUAAUCAUCUUCAACAACAACAACUAAAUUCCGUAUCAAAUAAUAGAUCUUACCACGAUAAUAUACUUACCAGUCAGACAAAUCAACACCAAUCAAAUUUAAUUUCUAAUCGCAGUACACCAGACAGUAAUAUGAUGAAUCAAAACAUAAAUUUACAUGGUUUGUCCAAUACCCAUAGUAUGAAUCGCUCCGAUAUUAAUAAUAUGGGCCAUAUGCAUAUGAAUCAAUCCUUGAAUAAUAUUAAUAACAUGCAAAAUAACAGAAUGAUGAUAGAUAACUUGCAACAACAUUCAUUAAAUAAUAUGAAUAACAUGAAUCAUCAAAUUCAUUCAAACCGAUCAAUGGAGUCUUUACAUAAUCAGCAAAUGCAUUCAAUGCAACAGCAAAUGAAUCACCAUGCAAAUAAUAGUGGCAGGUCACAGAUGGAAAGCAAUAUGCAUAUAAAUCAGCAAAUGUCAAUGCAACAAAACAGGCAAAUGGAGAACAUAAUGCAUCACCACCAGCAUCAAAUGCCGAACGUUAUGCAAAUUCAAAAUAACCGUUCACAUAUGGAGAAUAGUUUAAUGGAUAUGCAUCAACAUGUUUCAAAUCAAAUGCAUAGUCGACAGCAAAUUGACAACAAUAUGCAUAUGCAUCAUAUGCAAGGUAAUAAUUCAAACAUGAAUCACAGUAAUCAAAUGGAUAAUACGAACUCUAUGCCAUCAAUGCACAAUAUUCGACAUGAAAACAAUUCAAUGGUAAUGCAAAACCACAACUCCUUAAAUCAAAUUCAAAGUAAUAGAUCUUCUUUGGAACAUACGAAUUUAAUGCAACAUCAAAUGAAUAAUAUGAAUUCAGUGAAUAAUAUGAACAUGCAUAGCAAUAUGAACACUUCGAUGCAAAUAAACAACGCAAGUCAUCAACAAAUGAAUAAUUCCAUAAUGCAUAUGCCUAAUAUACCGGAUAUAAAGAAUGAAAUACAAAAUGCGUGCGGCGGUACUUGUUCUAACAACAGUUCCCAGUUUUCAAAUAACCAGUCAUUUGAAUUAUGUACGAAUAUGAACCCAAAUAAUAACCUCAACUUGAACAAUGCCGGAAAUAUGAUGCAUAGUUUGGGAAUAAAUAAUACCAAUAUGUCUAAUAACAUGAUGAUGAACAAUGUCAACAAUACUUCCAUAUAUGGUAAUAAUAAUCAAAACAACUUAUCUGCACAUGAUAUGUUGAUGAGUUGUAAUAGUUCUUCAGAUCAUAGCAAUCUAAUAUCGGGAAAUGCGAAUCAUAUGAUGAUGAAUAAUUCAACAUCACUUAGCAAUACUAAUCAAAAUCAAAUAUUGGGAAAUCAAGUUGCUAGUAACACACAAAUGAAUAUUAAUAGUUGCAUGAACUCCAGCAAUGCAACACAGAGCUCACUUUCAAAUAUUGAUAAUCAAAUUAAUAAUCGAAACAAUAUGACGAUUAAUGAAUCACCUAAAUUUAAUACCGAAAGCAUGAGAGGAAAAAAUAUAAUGACUUCAUCAAAUACCAAUAUGAAUAUUACAAACCUUCCGAAUAAUGAUUGUAGCAAAGUUAAUAUUGUUGGAGGAAGUGAUAAACAAAACCACACCAUAUCUGUAAGCAAUCAAAUGAAUUUCAUGCAAAUGAAUCCUCCAAAUGCCAAUCGAGUUAUUAAUCUACCUGAGAGGAAUAGAAUAAAUAAUUCUAAUCUAGAUGGUGCGUUAUCUCAAGUACCUCAACAACACAACAUCCGAGUAGUCACUAAUAAUACCAAUAGUAAUGUGUCUGGUAUCACGCCGGAUCCAUUAACAUUCCAACAGAAAACUGAAUCAAACAGUACAAUGAUAAAUGUUCCGUUCCAGGCAAUACCAAACAGUGCUCCAAUGAACAUUAACGUGAACUCUAGUAAUAACACUGUUAAUAUCACUGUACAAAAUAAUCUAGUGGAUCCAAAGAUCGCAUCUAAAGCUGCUGAUCUCAACUUCCCGCUUCCUUCCUCCACCAAUUUAUUACAAAAUCAAAAUAAUACGAAUAAUAUGAUUUGCAUUCCUGUGCAAAAUAGCACAAUAAAUUUGCCAACUCAGAAUAGUACCAGUAUUACAUUACCAAAAGCACCACCGACACAGCAAUCUGGCAUACCAACUAAUGUUGUCAAUCCAAUGUCAAUGAGACCUAUGAAUCGGGUUUUACCUUUACAUAGAGAUGGACAAAGUAAAGUUAAAUCUGUUGGAGUAAAAACAGCUUCAGUUCCCAAGCAAAGAUCAGUAAGUCAUGAUAUGCCAGAUUUAAAUGUGAAAGAUGAAACUAUCGACAGUGAUUUAGAAAAAGCCAUCGAAGAGUCAAAGAGAAUGAUGGAACUUGAAAAGGCUAAAAGGGAAAAGGAAGAAAGAGAUUCAGCAAGAACAUUGCAUUCAUCAAGUGAAAUUCCCCAAGCCAAUACAAGUGCAGCAUCUUCAGAUGCAUCAGCUGUAAGAACUUCGGAAAGAACUGAAACAAUACCAAAAAUGACUUCAUUACCCAGCUUAGAUGCAAUCGAACCCGAACCCCCCAAAGUGUUGAUUGAAAAAGACAUAAACAAGGCGCCCGUAUUACCUGCAAAAGUAACAUCAAAUCCGACUAAUAAGAUAAUGAAGCGCCCUUUAAGUGACAAAAGGUCAGAAUCUGAGGCAGCCAUUACAAAGAAGCAAAACAAAAUGUUAAAAAAUCAAGAAAAUAAACCUGCAUUGCCCAAGCAAGCUCCUGAACCACCAAAGGAUGAUGGGCCAAAAUUGAUCUAUGAAGUGACAUCUGAGGAUGGAUUUAACUACAGUUCUUCGUCAUUAUCGGAUUUGUGGUCUAAAGUUAUAGAAGCAGUUCAGAAUGCUAGAAAGGAUUCUGGACUUCCUCUUAUGCAGUAUAAUCUUCCAUCAACUUUAUCUGGCGCACAUUUACUUGGGCUGAACAAUAAUGCUUUGAGAUAUCUCGUUGAACAAUUGCCAGGAGCAAAUCGUUGCACUAAAUACAAGAUCCGACAAGGGCGACCUCUGAAUAGCUGGGAUAACGACCUGGAUCUCAGCGAAGGGUUUAAAGAGAGUCCUUGGGGUAGCGCUCGCACAGGACCGGUCGCAAGGAAACAGAACCACGACAUGUUUAGCUGGAUGGCGUCACCGUUUAGAGAAGAGCCGCCUCCAUUUGGUGGACAAGAAGGAGAAAGCUCUAUUUCCAGGCGUUUGGCGACAUUACCGCCAGCAAUGAGAUUCAGACAACUCAAAGAGACAUCGAAAGCAUCAGUGGGCGUGUAUAGAUCACACAUACAUGGACGUGGUCUAUUCUGCAAACGUGACAUUGAAGAAGGCGACAUGGUAAUUGAGUACGCGGGCGAGGUGAUCCGCGCGGUGCUGGCGGACCAGCGCGAGAAGCGCUACGAGGCGAUGAGCGGCCGGCGUGGCGUCGGCGGCUGCUACAUGUUCCGCAUUGACGACAACCUCGUCGUUGACGCCACGCUUAAGGGCAACGCGGCGCGGUUCAUCAACCACUCGUGUGAUCCAAACUGUUACUCUCGCGUCGUCGACAUCCACGGACACAAACAUAUACUUAUCUUCGCAUUGCGGCGCAUCACCGUCGGCGAAGAACUUACCUACGACUACAAAUUCCCUUUCGAAGAAAUCAAGAUACCGUGCACAUGUGGAGCUAAGAAAUGUCGCAAGUAUCUAAACUAAUUAUGGACACGUUGAUAAACAGUGCUUUCAAUUUUGUGUCAAUUACGACAAAACACUAUUACUAUCAGAGACAAUCUGCCCCAAGUAUGGGCGGAAAUUUGAGAAGCUGCUAACGGCAACUAAACUAGGAUCACACGUUUGAACUUCAACUUAAUUAGGAAAUACUUAUAGAUUAGUCUACUUAAUUGUAUUUCAUUGCAUUGCGAUUAAGAGAUAUGUUUCAACUUAAUUUUCCAAUAGCAUAAUUAUUAUGGAAGUACAUUACUGAUUAAGACGAUAACAUUUUUGAUAAUUUUGAUGAAAGAGUUAUUUUUUGGUAUGGAUAAAGAUCUCGUUACAACGUUAUACUUCCCUAGUGUAGGGACGUAUGUACGAGACGAAAUGCUGGGUUGAGCACAAAUUUGCGUGUAGAUAGUAUAUAUAAGACAAUAAGUCCAAAUCACAUAUCGCGAUGGUCCCACCUCAUAUUGACAUAAUAUUCUGUGCCAGUGGAGAUUGGAUACAUUUACAUGAAUCUUGUUAUGAUCUCUUUAUUGAAUCUGCCCAGUGUUUAAAAUUGUUGGAUUGUAUAUUUUAUUGGUUUUUAACUAAAAUAUAUUUCGUAUUUUGUGAUAAGUUUACGAUAUUUUUGUAAAUAUUUUUAUGUUGUAUCAUUUUGUAAGAUCGGUAACGGUUCGCGAUCGGCUUAAGUGCCCGCACUUAACAUUGUUGUGAUAUGUGUCUAGCCCGACCCGGGUGUAAAAAGCGUUAGUGCAUAGUGUAUAUUAUAUUUGUUCCUCAUUUGUUCUUAUUUCUUCACUUGUGAUCAGUUAGGUCUCGACUAAUACAGGCGUAUCUUGUGUACAUACUUUGUAGAUGAAGAAUAGCUAUAAUUACCAGUACAUUCGAACGAAGGGUAGUAAGUUACAAGUACAAUGUUACUUUUUAGUAAUUUUUAAUAAGUAUUGUAUAGAGAAUGUGUAAAUAAGAGGAAUUAUUUGUCAUAAUAACUUGGUUAAGCGACAAAUCGUUUUAUUGUAGUCAUAGCGGUAGGAUGUACUUUAUAUUAUUUUAUGUAUUGUAUAUAAUAUAAGUUAUUCGGUGUGUGGGUUCGACGAGGUUGUUAUUGGAAGUGAAGAGUUGUUGUACGAUCCCCGUAAAGCGGCACGUUUUAACUUGACAAUGCACAUUUGUUAGCUUUAAUACUUUCAGCACAGCUUGGGUUUAAAUGAAGUUUUAUUUGAUUCGUUUACGUUUUGUUUUUUAAUUCGUGUGUUUCCAACGUAAAGCAAAAUCAGUCCGAAAGUAGAAAUAAACAUCACAUUAUCAUCACAUUAUUUAAAUACCAAUUGAAUUUGCUUUGAAGGUUUAUAGUGGAGAUACAGGCGUACAAGGAUAUAAUUUAUAGCUGCUGCACUCAAAAAGCAGUAUUAACGUAAUGUAUUUUAAAGUCAAUAGAACAGAUUUAAAUAGAUUUUAGUAGUUUUAAAUUAAAAUUUGUACAUCUACUUGCACUAAUGAUAAUAAUAGGAUUUUUGAUUCCAUGUCAAAAAUAGUAAAUUUGAGUGUGUUUUUCCAAAAAAAAAAA